Messenger RNA from Papilio polytes (common Mormon), 1359 nucleotides. RefSeq names its product protein AAR2 homolog. The record is from RefSeq and is a predicted model, not a curated record. Lineage: Eukaryota; Metazoa; Arthropoda; Insecta; Lepidoptera; Papilionidae. Gene Ontology annotation, biological process: spliceosomal tri-snRNP complex assembly. The transcript is spliced from 5 exons. Bases 82 to 1347 code for a protein of 421 amino acids.
ACCAUGUAAGUUUUGUAAACUCGUGAAAUGGAAUUUUCGUUUCAAUUGUAAUCCCUUUAAUACAUUUAUGACUAGCCCUAGAUGAAAACAAAAAUGGACGGAAUUACAGCCGAGAUGCUUCAAAAUAAAGGGGCAACAUUUGUCUUCUUAGGAGUACCCAAAGGUACGGUUUUCGGUAUCGAUUUGAAAUGUUGGCGUACAGAUGAAGAAUUUCGUGGUAUAAGAUUAAUACCUCCAGGAAUGCACUAUAUUUAUUACGCAUCUUCAUCAGAAACAGAAUUAGACGAUGUUUCUCAAAGAUCUGGAUUCUUUCAAUAUUUUAAUGAAAAUGACAUUAUUGUUAAAAUGUGGGACAAACAAACAGAGGAUGUUAGUACGGAAAUUGUGAAUGAAGAAACUGUGCAACGGAUAAGACUGAACCUAAGUAAUUUAGACAGAUAUCUUGCUCCAUAUCCAUAUGAUGUUUGGUCUCGAUGGCACUGUCUAACUAGGCAAAUAACAGCACCUUUAGCUAAAAAGCUUUCCCCAGAAAAAGGUCUCAUAAGGUCAGAAGAGUUCCAUUCUGUACCUGAUUCAGAGAGACCUAGAGGUGUAAAAAAGUCCAAAGAUUGUUCAGAAGAUGGAGAAAAGCAGAAAACUAUGGAAGAUAGUGGAGAACCAUCUCCAGGGACAUCUGAAAAUUGCAGUAAAGGAGAGAGCUCUGCUCAAUCAAGUCCUGGGUGUUCUGGUUCUAGAAGAUUGAGUAGAAUGACAGAGAAAGAGAGAGAAGAUGCUAUGUUACCUAAUUUAAAGCCAGUUGAAGGCACAGUUAUGAGAUUUACAGAAAUACCGAGGAAUAAAUACCCACCUGGCUCUACACCAAUGGAAAUAACAAAGCAUCAUCUGGACCAGUCUUACACUUUAGAGUUCAUAAUUUCUCAACAUGAAGAACCUCUUAACAUCGUUGGCGAGUUGCAAUUUGCAUAUACAAUAUUUCUUAUUGGUCAUUAUUGGAAUGGUUUCGACCACUGGAGGAAUCUUGUUAUAUUAUUGUGUUCGUGUGAAGACGCCAUAAAUAAAUAUAGAGAUGUUUUUAUACAUUUUAUAGCAACUAUUCAUUACCAAAUGAAGGAAUUACCUCUAGAAUUUCUCUGCGGAAUUGACAUGGAUCAAAAUGUUUUCUAUAAAAAGUUUCGUGAAUUAUUCCGCAAUGUGAAUGGAGCGAAUUCAAGUCAAAAGAUAGUAAUGAUGAUUGAGAGAUUUAAACAAAACUUGGCAGAAUUAUUUCAAUGGCGGUUUCCGAAUGAUGAUACUGAUGAUGAAGAUGACAAACCAGUUGUUGUAGAAACGGAGGAAAUUAAUGAAUGAACUGAUAAAUAA